This is a messenger RNA of Scaptodrosophila lebanonensis, 820 nucleotides long. RefSeq lists its product as uncharacterized. The transcript has a single exon. NCBI's taxonomy places the organism in Eukaryota, Metazoa, Arthropoda, Insecta, Diptera, Drosophilidae. The record is from RefSeq and is a predicted model, not a curated record. Bases 14 to 673 code for a protein of 219 amino acids.
AUCAAAUAGAAACAUGUUGAGCAGCCUUAAUGAAAAAAUUGCAGCGGUAGCAUUACUCUUUGCACUUUGUCUCACGCAUAUGGCUGAGGGUCAGCGACCCUCAUUUGCGGGCGCCCGUCCGCCGGGCGGACUCCAUCAAAAAGACAAAUACCAUGGCACGCAGAAUACGGCGGCAGAGAACAUCACAGGCCUAGGUAUAGCCAAUCGAUUUGGAAGCGAUGCAGUACAGCGGCCGGAGAUAAGCACAUUGGCCUACGGAGCAUCACAGAGUCCGCCAAUGGGAGUAGAUUGGGUCACACCCGAGGCCACUUAUGUUCCCAUUGCGUUCCCGGCCAGUUCAUCAACUGCCACUGCAGGUGCAGCCGUCGGAACAGGCGCAUCAGCAUCUCCAUCAGGAUCACCACAGUUCGGAAUUGUGAAUCGUUUUGGGGCUGCCGAAAACAAUAGCAACACUCCCAACUCCAUCAGUGGAUCUACAGUUCCAGCCGCAGGUGUAGUCCCGCUUCCCAUUGAUGCGCACAACGAUCUUGAAUUUGUCAACCAUCUCAAUCGCCUGCCCAUCGAUAAGCAGCCCUUCUGGUUCAUCAACUACCAGGCCAUUGAGGCUCAACGAAAUAGUUCAAGGGCGAAUGUUAAUGCGCUCGAGACCCGCGGCUCAUUCUUUGGCGGCUAGUCUACAGGCUCAUUAAGUUAGGAGACUAGUUUUUAGCUCUCAUCCAUUUAGUUUGUAAUCAUGUUAUGUGUAAAUAUAAACUAGUGUGUGUUGAUGAUUUAUUUAUAAAAAAGACGCGCGACGAACAAAAUAAAAGCCCCGUAUCGA